Messenger RNA from Pollicipes pollicipes, 950 nucleotides. Its product is annotated as protein tincar. The coding region runs from base 6 to 950 and encodes 314 amino acids. The transcript is spliced from 3 exons. The record is from RefSeq and is a predicted model, not a curated record. NCBI's taxonomy places the organism in Eukaryota, Metazoa, Arthropoda, Thecostraca, Pollicipedomorpha, Pollicipedidae.
UGCUGAUGGCGGCGCUGCUGUGCGUCGCUGAGCUGGUGAUGGAGGCCAGGCUCAUUGGCAACGGUUUCCUGCCGCCAGACCUGGUGUGGCGCACCGAGCUGGACGCCUUCCUCGACCUCACCACGCGCGUGCUGCCGCUCAAGUUCAGCUCCCCGGCGCAGAACGUGACGGUGGUGGCGACGGCACCGCCGCCGGCGCUCGUGCUGGACCCCGUCAGCGGCUACCUGCGCCGACAGGCGCCGCUGCCGGUCGGCCCCGAGUUCCUCCACCUGGCCGCCGCCCUGCUGGUGCUGUCGGUGCGGUACGCGGCCGUCUUCUGGGACUGCCAGCGCGUGCUGGCGGCCGCCUUCUCGGCGCAGCUGCUGCUGAACGGCGCGCACUUGCUGCUCUCGUUCUGCGGCUUCUCGGUGCUGUACAAGAUCCACGUGUACGGUGGUGCUGCGCUGCUGAGGCUGCCCGACCCGUUCCUGCUGAACGCGCCGCUCACAGCGCUCCUCUACGGCAUCGCGAGCUUGCUGGUGCUGCUCUCCGGGACCACCGUCUUCCUGUACGGCUUCCAGAAGCUGGCCGCCUUCGUGGCCACGCACCGCCGGCAGCUGCCGGAGAUGGCCGAGGCGCGCUGCCGCCUUUGGGGCUACUUCGCCCACAGCGCGGCGCUCUGCCUGCUCCUUGCCGUCGGCGUGGCAGACGGCCCGCUGCUCUACGACCUGAGUGCCGUCUACCGCGGCAGCCUGGAUCCGGCCAGCUUGGCGGCCGUCAUCGGCGCCAUCGUGCACCAUUUCCUCUGGGUGGUGCUGUGGCUGGUGCUGACGCUGCGCAGCCGGUGGCAGUUCCGCCUGCGCGUCGUCGCCGGCACGGUGGCCGUGCCGGACGCGCCGCACCUGCAGCUCGUGCACCGGGUGGAGCUGGCGGCGCCUUCGUCGUCGGCGACACGAUGGCGCAGAACCUGA